AUGCCCAAGAAUAGACAGCUUUGUGCCCUUUUUGUCUCUCAGAUGAACAUCUGUGGCAUCAACAAAAACCGAGUCCUCCCAGAAGCCCAGGAAAACAAUGUGAAGAAGCUCCUACCACGCCCUCUGUCUAGGGUGAAUGGCUGGUCACAACCCCUCCACUCCUUUCAGGCAAUAUCCUGGACCACCUACCUGGCCAUGUCCAUUGUCACCUUUGGGAUCUUCAUCCCCUUUCUUCAAACUAGCUGGAAAUAUGCUGCCAAUAUUGUAUCCUUUGUACUAGAAGGGUGGGCCCCUGGGCUACAUGUGAUGGGUGGGGUGUUCACGUUCCACCUCAUCGUGCACUUGAUCGCAAUUACCAUCGAUCCAGCUGACACCAAUGUCCGACUCAAAAAGGACUACAUGGAGCCUGUGCCGACCUUCGACAGGUCCAAACAUGCACAUGUGAUUCAGAACCAGUAUUGCCACCUGUGUGAGGUUACCGUGAGCAAAAAGGCCAAACAUUGCAGCUCCUGCAACAAAUGUGUCUCUGGCUUUGACCACCACUGCAAAUGGCUGAACAACUGUGUGGGCAGGAGAAACUACUGGUUCUUCUUCUGCUCUGUGGCCUCAGCUGCAGUUGGGCUUCUUGGUGUGAUGAUUAUCUUAUCGUACAUCUUCAUCCAGUACUUUGUCAACCCCAAUGAGCUUCGCACAGAUCCUCGAUAUAAAGAGAUCAGCUCCGAGAACACAUGGCUGAUGUUCCUCUCACUGUGGCCUCUGCCUGUGAAGACCCCCAUGGUCCUUUCCAUCGCAGUGGUGGUACUGCUGCUAGCUAUUGCCAGUUUUGUGCUGCUCGGGCACCUGCUCAUCUUCCACUUCUACCUGAUUGCUAAGAAUCUGAGCACAUUUGACUACAUGAUGCAGGCCCGAUUCCAGAAGAGUCCACAUCCAGCAGAGAAGAAAGAGCUACCUCUACAGAAGAAGGGGAACCUUCCCCAGGAAAAGAGUAACAACUUGACCUGGCCUAAGUCCCCACCCAGAGUGGAGUCCCAGAGGUUCCUGCUGUCUACUCUUUCGCCACAGUCAAAUGUAUGUUUCAUAGCUCCACCUCCAAAUACUUCGCCACAGUGA
This is a messenger RNA of Apodemus sylvaticus (European woodmouse), 1110 nucleotides long. RefSeq names its product palmitoyltransferase ZDHHC11-like. The transcript is spliced from 8 exons. Gene Ontology annotation, biological process: peptidyl-L-cysteine S-palmitoylation; protein targeting to membrane. Lineage: Eukaryota; Metazoa; Chordata; Mammalia; Rodentia; Muridae. The record is from RefSeq and is a predicted model, not a curated record. Gene Ontology annotation, cellular component: Golgi apparatus; endoplasmic reticulum. The coding region runs from base 1 to 1110 and encodes 369 amino acids. Gene Ontology annotation, molecular function: protein-cysteine S-palmitoyltransferase activity.